Messenger RNA from Macrobrachium nipponense, 5292 nucleotides. RefSeq names its product protein bric-a-brac 1-like. Gene Ontology annotation, molecular function: DNA binding; protein binding. Bases 1824 to 3848 code for a protein of 674 amino acids. Gene Ontology annotation, cellular component: nucleus. The record is from RefSeq and is a predicted model, not a curated record. NCBI's taxonomy places the organism in Eukaryota, Metazoa, Arthropoda, Malacostraca, Decapoda, Palaemonidae. The transcript is spliced from 6 exons. Gene Ontology annotation, biological process: regulation of transcription by RNA polymerase II.
UCAGAUACCGCCGCAACACUUCUCAAGCUCUGCCGACCCUUAGGGAUGUCUGGCCCUGCCGCGGGUCUCAGGACGGUCGACCUUUCCGCCCGACGUGGGAUGGCACCGUAUUGCACGGCAUCCUCAUCUGUUCUUCUCCACUGCCACCUCGCUUUCCCACAGUACAUAUUUUCUGCCUAGAACCUUUGCCGACGGUUUGAAGAUAUGGUGCGGGAUCCGAGCAACUUCCCAGCGUCGCUCGAAAAUUUCAUCAAGGAUUCCCAAAAUUUCAUUCUGCAGGCGACCAACAACCCCGUGCCCGGCGUUUGAGGAUCCCGCGAGGCGAGAGAGAGCACGGCAGAGGUCCUUGUGUGAGGAAGAAGGAAGAAGGCGUUCGAGCUACCCGAAGUCGAAUCCGUGGCCGGAGGUAGGCUUGUGGGUGCAGCAGCAGCAGCAGCAGCAGGAGCAGCAAACUCAGUAUCGGUCGAUAUCAGAUAUCAGGGGUUGGGGUAUCAGAGGACCAGCCUCACUCGCUCUUCUACACUGGUGCCGACCACUUCCACCCCUCUCCUCCUCCUCCUCCUCCUCCUCCUACACCGCCAUCAUCACCAUUAUCACAACCACUACAACUACCACCAGUUCCGAUGCUCCAACGCCUCCUUAAUUACUAACAGUAUUAUACAACAACUACUAUCGUCUGCGACGUAAAGCCGUUAGUGCCACCACUUACUUCUUAGGCCUCCUCAAGUUCUGUCACAUCUCAACCUCUUGAUUAUGAGAUCCUUGGAUGACGAGGCAAUAAUUCAUUUUCUAUGACCGGCUGGCCGCUGUUAAGUGUACUUAUUAGCUCUUUAGUCACAGAAAUGAAAUUUGAAUCGAUCAUUUUUUUUUUCCUGAAAUAACUGAAAGUCGGUGCCUUCCUGAUAUCAGCUGUUGAUCUGAAAGUUUGACUGAUCUCUGGAAGAGCGAGUUUUAACCCUGAAGUCCUCACCCGAUAGUACAAAUAUAUAUAUAUAUGUCGGUAACCGAUCCGGCGCGACUCGACGCAUUGCAAGUGUUCAAACGUAAAAGGAGUUCCGACAGGGAAGCAUGUGCUGAGCGAACGUAACAAGCUACUCCUUAGUUUUGUUUUUCUCUACAUUUCCUCCCCCAAGUGCCAAAACGUUGCGUUGAUUGUCCAGGAAUUGUCGCGUUGUGGUUCUCUUGGACGAACAUCAACGACAUUAGAGUAGUUCUCUGUUUCUUGGGAAAGAAAAAGGAUAAGGAUUGGAAUGAGCUUUGCGCCUCAUCCUUUGUACAAACCUUGCUGAAUGAUAUUGGAAAAAGAUAUUCUCCAAAUAUUAGUGUAUAAGGAACAAGUGUCUUUUGAACUCGUGCACUAUUGUUCUUCCAUGCCUUUGUGAUUGAAACGUGAUGUGCCAGUGAUAGGAAAAAUGGAUCUUGAAAACAAGUUAGAAAUUGGAGCGUCACGAAGUGCCCAUGUGAUCGUAGGAAGAGUGUAAAAGAUCGCUCGUUCUGUGACAACUUUGAUUCGAAAUUUGGUUCAUUUCGUGAGGCAUUUCAAGUGUUAUUCUGAAUUUGAAAAUAAAGUGAAAUUGUGCAGUGUUUAUAAGGUGCUCUGAAAAAUAAGAUUUUUAACAAAUAGUUUCUCUCAUGUGAUGAGUUUCACAGUGGACAUUUAAUUCCACUUAUUGAUUAUUAGUUCACUGUGGACUUUUAAUUCCACUUUACCUUUGAGUCCAUAGUGGACUUUCAAUUUGAAUUUUCAGUGUUGAGGUCAUAGUAGACUUUUGAUUUAAUUUUCUGGUUUUAAGACCGCAUCCUAACAGUACAAAAGUUCCAUUAUGGAUAACGAAGGACUCCAUGCCCAUCCUCCGGUUUCUACAGACGCCAUGGGAGGGGCCCCACAUAUGGCUAGAGGAGGGAUGAACACAGUGGAUACAGGUGACCAGGUAGCCACGAGUGCCAUGGAGAUGUCAGGUGUGGCGGCGCCCCUGGUGGGCUCCACCCGCAGGACUUCGAGGGUCUGGCGGUACUUUGGCAUGAUGGACAACUGCCACUACAUUUGCCACUUGUGCUCGUUCGUUGGCGCCUACACCAACACUACUAACAUGAGGAAACACAUCCAGCACCACCACCCGGAGAGGUACCAGGAUAUUUUGGACCACACUCGUCCCACCACGAGGCCUUUUUAUGGUGGUUCUGUGGUAGGAUCCAUACGUCCAGCGCCUCAGCAUUUUUCCUCCCAGCCUCAGCACCAUCACCAUCAUCCAUAUCCGUCCGCAGCAGCGGCAGCAGCUGCUGCUGCGUUAGUGUAUCCUCAUAACAUAGGAGCAGCCAAGAGGAUGCUUUUUCCCAAGCCCCCUGACGGGACGCAGGGUCAGGCAAACAGCGGCAGUGACAAGGUCAGCAACAGUCACGCUGUGACCAGCCAUCAUCCCCUGUACACCAACCAUCCAUCUUCCACUGCACCUCCGUCGCAGUCUUGGGCGUUGGCAUAUCCUCAAUUACCGUCAACGUCUUCGGGAUCUUUGGAGAACAAUGCCGCUACUUCUUACUCCUGUUCGGUAGUUCAGAGUGCCGUAGCGAGCGGAAGAACGGCAGUUGUCGCGUCGCCUGCCACUGCAAACCUUCCCUCUGUUUCGGUGAGUGCUUGCGAGCUGAGUCCAGAAGAAAGCGAAAUUGUCAGCCAGCUUCUGCCUCCCAUCAAUCCAGAGUGUUCGAGCGACUCUGAAACAAGAGGGCUAACAGGAGGUGAUGACAGAGGAAGUAGUGAAUACAGCCAGAAUGAUGAGGAAGCUGCAGCCUCUGGUUCUCCUGAAUUUUUGGGUGAUGGCAAUGAACAGGACCCAACUCCUGCACCUGCUGCCCAGACUCCACCAAAACCUGAAAGUUACCAACUACGGCACAACAACCACUUGACAAUUGUUUUAGAAGCACUUGCACGUGAUGAAGCGUUCAUGGAUGUAACCUUGACAGCACAGGGUCGUUCUCUCAAAGCACACAAGUCCGUUUUGUCCGCUGUGAGUCCUUAUUUCCGUGGAGUUUUGCGAGAAAAUCCUUGCCAACAUCCUAUUAUAAUUAUGCCUCGAGAUGUUAGAUUUGAGGAGCUCUUCAGUAUUGUGAACUAUAUUUACAAAGGUGAGAUGACCGUUGCAGCUGAAGAUUUAACAUCUUUGCUAAAAACUGCAGAGAUUCUCCAAGUGUCUGGUUUAGCACCUUCCGAUUCAUCAGCUACAGUUAAUCCACAUACUACAGGGAAUAUUCGGUCUUCGUCAUCAUCUUCCUCAGCCUCUUCAAAUGUUCCUCCUGUUUCCAAAGCUCAUAAAAAUGUCAAAGAAACAAAUCAAGGAAUCUCAGCACCUGUUAGCAGACCUAAAUCUCCAGAAACAAUGAUCAACCCUUCUGACUUUAUGGACAUGGACAUGACAUAUGUUAAAGAGGAAAUUCAAAGUGGAGGAGAAGAUGACGACGACACCGCACCCAGUGAGACAAAUGCCCAACCAUCUCGUAAUAUAUCACCAAAAGCAACAGAAAUUCAUCAGGACACGGUCACAUUUACAUCAGUGUACAAUCAGAAUCAAGAACAAACCACGGAACCUAAUAAUUCAUUGCAAGACACAAGUAGUAUUUCUCCUAUAAAAACUGAGACUGAAAAGGAUUUAGAGCAGAUUAAAAGUGUCAUAGAAAAUCCUCAACCAUUUGUUUGUCCCCAUUGCCAAGGAAUACACAGAGGUCUUGAAAAUAUGAACAAUCAUCUGAGAUUGAACCAUCCUACUAAACCUAGUUUUACAUGUGCCUGUGGCCGUGUCUUUACUCGGAGCACGUCUCAUCUAGCUCACAUCAAAGUCUGUAAUGUUCCUUCAUAGACAGAGGAAAAAAUGUGGUGCUGUACAUGAUGUAAAAACAAGGGCACUAAACUAGCUGUAUUAAAACUACAUAAUGAAAUAAUUAAAUAAAUAUUCAUGUAUUUUGUAGUUUUUUUUAAUAAUUUAAUAAAUAUUCAUGUUUUGUAGUUUUUUUUUAUUACAAAAGUUUGGGCUAUUUUCACAGCUAGAUGCAGCAUUUAUGUAGUGUACAGUCCUUUGCUUUUUGUUGGUUCUCAAAAUUUGCAUCUAAAAUAAAAAGAAAUAUUUUUAGCUUUAACAAACUAAGUGUAUUAUCUUCGGCUUUAGAAUUAAGCUAAAUGUCAAUUUUUUUCUUUUUAAAUCUGGUUGCCAAGAAAAUUUGUAACUGAAGAUAUGAUAGAUGCUUAUGAGACUACUGUUCCUAUUAUAUCAGUUGGAUGAAACAUUAGUGCCAGCAGGCACUAAUGUCAUUAAGUGUUAAGGCUAAGUUUAGAUGCUAAAGGUGAGACCAAUUCAAUUUGACAUUGUAAAAAAAUAAACUUUAAAGAGGUUUUUAUUCAAUGGUUCAUUUGUUUAUAAAGUUGUUAGAGCUGCAUUAGACAGGAUGCAAAUUAUAUUUGUAUACUAUGUAUAUAUGUACUGUAUUUUGAACUAGGAUAAAUCAGUCUUUAGACUUAAGGAAAUUUCAUCCUGUCCAUAAUUGUGCAGAAUUGAAAAUAUAACCAUUGGACUGAUAUAGAAUGGCAGUUUUAGUUCAUUUUUUUGUAUACAAGUUACUGUCACUUUAGUUCUGCUGGGUAAUUUAGCACCAAUAUUUGAUAAGUCUUUUGAAUACAAGUUUACUCUACCAAUUCUUUCAAGUUUUCUCAUGUUAUAAAGUCAAUUGCAUUAGAAGUAGUGUUAUUGACAUGUGUGUGAUUCACCUUGACAUUUAUGCAAGUGGUAAUUUGUCAAAUACAUAUUUCAAAAGUUGUUCAUCCUUUCUUAGACGUACCAUUUACAUUGUUAAAUGAGUGAUAAACCAAAGAGCAAAGUUUUAUCAUUCAGGUGAACAUACUUAAUAAACAAAACCUCUCGGCAAGAAUGCAUGGUGUGCUUGGCUUCUAAUCAAGAGUACACUUACAAGGAUAGUACCUGUAAAUUAUUUAUUUCUUAGGGCAACAUUUUUAUUUUUGGGAUUAGAUGUGACUAGAUGUAGUUGCAUAGAGUUCUGUUAUUGAGGGUUACUUUAAGUGUUGAUUGGGUUGCAAUUCAUGUUGUGAAUUUCAUUUGGUACAAAUAACACUAAAUGUGGUGUGUUUACAUGUUUACCAGUAUUAAAUAUUUUCAUCUGCAUUUUUAAUACAGAAGUAUAUUUUUAUUUACUUUUGGAAUUGUGUGCUUGACGAUUAUGAAAAGAACCUAAGGAAAAGAUUUUGUAGUUUAUUUCAGUUUGUAAAAUGAAUCAAAAUAACAGAUACAGUCA